Molecule: messenger RNA, 678 nt
Organism: Protopolystoma xenopodis
Lineage: Eukaryota; Metazoa; Platyhelminthes; Monogenea; Polystomatidea; Polystomatidae
Source: the annotation of a GenBank genome assembly
CCACUACCGUUAGUUACGCCCGAUCAAGCCAUUGCAACUAGCUCACUUGAGCAGAAGCUCACCAGUCUGGUGGAUCACUUGCAGGUUCUGCUGGCUCGGUCUACUAAGAUUUCACUACCUGAUACUGUAUCAAUCAAACAAGCAUCAUCAGCUGCUUCCUCUCCGUCUCUCGGACAUCCGGCACAGGCAAUAGCAACCGACAGACCUUCGAUGAGCAGACAAUUCCAGGCUCAAGAUCUCUCCUCGACCGCCUGCCUUCCACCCCAUAAUCUGAAGCCUUGUGCUCCCCCACCUGCUUCGUCCGAAUCCUGCCCUCCUGGUGCUCUGAUUCUCCGACCCGAAGAACCAAGGGUUGCUGAAGAGCCCAUCGCCACUCUUCAUCGUCUGCUUAGUAGGCUGGCGCGCCUAGAGGCCGAAGAAACAGCCAUCCAGCAGCGCUGUAAAGAGCACCUGGUGCCUCGGCCGGUGCGUGAACAGGACGCCAGUUCUCAUACUCACCAAACGACCUUAUCUACAGCCAUAGAGGAGGACGAUCUGACCAGCCCCGGGACGGACGAGGUCUGCGGCAACUCCACUACCAGCAGUACUGAUGUUAGCGAGAUUGUUGCGCGAGGCAAGGGUUUAGACGAUGACGUCUCGGGUAGACAGGUCUUAACUAUUGCCCACAUGUACGGCUAG